AUAUUGAAAGGUACAUAAAUGAAACUUUGGAAAAAUGUAGGGGUAUAUAAUUGAAAGAUGGUUAUCUUUUUUGUAAAAUUGAAAGAAAAAAAGAGAGAAAAAAGAAGUUGGUAUGCAUGGGAAUAGGAAGAAGAUUGUGAGAGUGUCAGUAGGCUGGCGGUGGCGGAGAAAUCCCCAGAUUUUGAGGAUUUGUUUUUCCGUUUGCUGUUUUGCUUGAGAUGAUUUGUUUUUCUUCAUCCUUUCUACCAACAGCAACAGCAACACCAACCAGGAUUUGCUGUGGCAUUCCCGUCCACUUCGGACCCUCUGGCUCAAAAAUGGCAAAUCCACCGCGUUCCCUAUCGUCUUCUUCACUCACUCACCUUCUUUCCUUCAACUCUCCUUACAAUCCCAAUUCCUAUUUUCUUAUCAUCUCCCAAUUCAGACUCUUACACCAUUUCCUACUCAAAAGCCCACUCUUCUUCUUUGCCCCCAAUGCCUUUUUGUCCCUUCCUCUUCCUCCUCUGUUUCCCUCUGUUUUCCUUCGCCCUCAACCAAGAGGGCCACGUUCUCCAGACCUUUAAGCGCUCUAUCGUGGAUAAUCACCAUGUCUUAUCCUCCUGGCACGCAGCCGACCCAGAUCCCUGUUCAUGGAAGGGCAUCACCUGCGAUGCCCAUCAUCACGUCAUUUCCAUCGAGCUCUCCAGCUCUGGUAUUUCUGCUUCUUUCCCUCUUCAACUCUGUAAGCUUCCGCAUCUCAUCUACCUCUCUCUUUACAAUAAUACCUUCCAUUCCCUUCUUCCCGCUGGGAUUUCCAACUGUACCACUCUCGAGUACCUUGACCUUGGCCAAAAUCUCCUCACCGGUCCUCUGCCUCCCUCCAUUGCCGAUUUGCCCAAUCUCCGUUACUUGGAUUUGUCUGGCAACAAUUUCUCCGGCGAAAUACCACCCUCCUUCGGUCAGUUUCGGAAACUUGAGGCGUUUUCCAUUAUUUUGAAUCUUGUGAGUGGUACCAUUCCUGCGUUUCUUGGGAACAUUACUACUCUUAAGAUGUUGAAUAUGUCUUACAACUCGUUUGAGAUCGGAAGAAUCCCACCGGAGCUGGGUAAUCUGGCGAAUCUUGAGGUUCUUUGGUUGACGGCUUGUAAAUUAAAAGGGGAGAUUCCCGAGUCGCUGAUAGGGCUCAAGCGACUCGUUCUUCUGGAUUUGAGCAUUAACAAUCUUACUGGGCCGUUCCCGCGGGCGCUGACGGAGUUAACCCACGUGACUCAGAUUGAGUUGUUUGGCAAUACGUUGUCCGGCGUGUUACCAGAUGGGUUUUCGAAACUCAAGUCGCUGCGGUUGUUCGACGUCUCGAUGAAUCAGUUAAGUGGGCCAAUUCCGAGUAGCUUGUUUGAGUUGCCGCUUGAAAGCUUUAAUGUGUUUGAGAAUGAUUUCGAGGGUAGUUUGCCGGAAAGCAUGGGGAUGUCGAGGACUUUGACAGGGGUGAAGCUAUUUGCGAACAGAUUCACGGGGGCGUUACCAAGUAAUUUGGGGAAAUAUUCGCCUCUGGAAUCGUUGGACAUUUCAGACAACUUCUUUUCCGGCAGGCUUCCCGACACCUUGUGUGAGAAGGGGGCACUGAUAGAGAUAAUGACGAUCAACAACCUGUUUUCCGGCGAACUCCCCUCGAGUCUUGGUAAUUGCCACAGUCUGACCAGGAUACGAUUAGGGAGGAACAAUUUUACGGGUUCUGUACCUGAGAAUAUAUGGGGACUUCCGAAUGUUUCUCUUAUGGAACUUGCAAACAACUCCUUUUCUGGCCCAAUCUCAAAGAAAAUAGCCAACGCCAAGAGGCUGAGUUUGCUUCUUAUUUCUAGUAACAAUUUCUCAGGAACAAUUCCCGAGGAGAUUGGUUCUUUGGAGAAUCUUGUAGAGUUUUCCGCUGACCAUAACGAGUUCAUAGGAAAUAUCCCUAAGAGCCUUACGAAAAUGGAUCGGCUUGCCAAGUUAGAUCUUCAGAACAACAGGCUUUCCGGGUUGCUCAGCUACAGGCUUGAUGCCUGGGAGAGGCUGAAUGAGCUCAAUCUGGCCAAUAAUAACUUCUCUGGGCCAAUUCCCCUAGAAAUUGCUAGCUUGCCAAUGCUUAAUUACCUCGAUCUUUCAGGCAAUCAUUUUUCUGGGGAAAUCCCAAAUGGGUUACAGAAUUUGAACCUCAAUGUUCUGAAUCUAUCAUACAACCACUUAACUGGGACACUUCCUUCCUAUUUCGAGAGAUCAAUGUACAAAAAUAGCUUUCUGGGCAAUCCUGAUUUAUGUAGGGAGGAAAAUGGUGCGUGUCAUACAGUUCAUUCUACAAGAAAUGGAGGAGGAGGAGGAGGAGGAGGAGGAGGAGGAGGUUGCAAUGAGGGAGGAGGUUGCAUUUGGCUGCUGCGAUCCGUCUUUGUAUUUGCUGGUGUAAUUGUUUUUGUGGUAGUGGUUUUGUUCCAUGUCAAGUACAGGACAUUCCUCAAGGCAAGAAGUCUCAACAUGAAAUCAAAAUGGACAAUGGUAUCGUUCCAAAAGCUCUCUUUUGACGAGGAUGAGAUUGUGGGUUCCCUGGAUGAAGACAAUGCGAUAGGCAGUGGAGGCUCUGGCCUAGUUUACAAGGUUGUUCUCGCCAAUGGCGAAACUGUUGCAGUUAAGAAACUCUGGCCUGAGCUGCCUGAUGACCACAGAAGUAUCGAUCUCGAGAAAACUUGGACUGAAGUUAAUGCUUUUGAUGCAGAAGUGAAGACCUUGGGUGAAAUCAGGCACAAAAACAUAGUAAAACUUUUGUGUUGUUGUACAAAUGGAGAAUGCAAGCUAUUGGUCUAUGAAUACAUGCCUAAUGGGAGCUUAGGUGAUAUGCUUCAUGGCAGUAAAAGUGAGUUAUUGGAUUGGCCAACAAGAUACAAGAUAGCCUUGGAUGCUGCGGAGGGGCUUUCUUAUCUUCAUCAUGAUUGUGUACCUCCAAUUGUACACAGAGAUGUCAAGUCCAAUAACAUCUUGUUGGAUGCUGAAUUCGGAGCUAAGAUAGCAGAUUUUGGAGUAGCUAUGGCUGUCGAUAUCUCUGAGGUUCAAUCCAUGUCAGUGAUUGCUGGUUCCUGUGGUUAUAUUGCCCCAGAGUAUGCUUAUACAUUGAAGGUGAAUGAGAAGAGCGACAUCUUUAGCUAUGGGAUGGUUAUCCUUGAAUUGAUAACGGGAAAGCGGCCAACCGACCUCGAAUUUGAAGAAAACGAUCUGGUGAAAUGGGUAUGCACCACUUUAGAAGAGGAAGGUAUCAACCAUAUUCUAGACCCCAAAUUGGAUCGCUGUCACCAGGAAGAAAUGUUGAAGGUCCUCAAUAUUGGCCUCCUAUGCAGCAGCCCUCUACCUAUCAACCGCCCAUCCAUGAGACGAGUGGUUACAAUGUUGUUAGAAGUUCGUACUGAUAGCAAUUUGAAGAUUGGAAGGAGAAAUGGAAGAUUGACUCCAUAUUAUUUCGAGGAUGUUUCGGAUAGCGGAAAUGCGGUAUAGCUCUUAAGUUGUUAACAGUUUGUUGUCGUUUUAGAGAGGAAGGCAGAGAAUGGAGGUAAACAAUGACAAAGAAAGUGCAGUUAAGUUUUUACCUUGAGCUUUUCAUAGCCUGCAAUGUGUUCUUACUAAAAUAUUUGAUGCUCAUAAAGGCCUCAUGGUUUUGGAUGUACAUAUGACUUUUUAAGUUUCUUCAAAUGGGUAGCUGCUCGUCUUUGAAUCACUUCAACAUAUCCCUUUCCAAUAUUUAUUUUGGUAGCCUCAUUGUUCUUUCUUUGUUUAUGUGAAAUGUCCAUUCUCUCAAGAACAAUAUGGUUCUCUGCCAAAUAUGACCAGGGAAUCAUCUUUUAGUUUAU
This is a messenger RNA of Benincasa hispida (wax gourd), 3848 nucleotides long. RefSeq lists its product as uncharacterized. Gene Ontology annotation, molecular function: protein kinase activity; receptor serine/threonine kinase binding; ATP binding. The record is from RefSeq and is a predicted model, not a curated record. Gene Ontology annotation, biological process: protein phosphorylation. NCBI's taxonomy places the organism in Eukaryota, Viridiplantae, Streptophyta, Magnoliopsida, Cucurbitales, Cucurbitaceae.